This is a messenger RNA of Osmia lignaria (orchard mason bee), 981 nucleotides long. The record is from RefSeq and is a predicted model, not a curated record. NCBI's taxonomy places the organism in Eukaryota, Metazoa, Arthropoda, Insecta, Hymenoptera, Megachilidae.
AUGGAGUCUAUGAAUUUAAAAAUAGAAAAGCUCCGUGACAGUGAUAAUUGGCUUCAAUGGCGUUUCGUUAUACGCACAUUGUUAGAGGAAGACGAUGAUACGCUUAAUGUGUGCGAAGGAAAACUGGACCGUCCAGCUGAAGACUCAGUAAAUUAUCAAGUCAACCUACAGAAGUUUUUAAAGGCUGAUAAAACAGCUCGCAGGUUGAUCGUGACAUCAGUAGAGAAAAAACCUCUUGACUUACUCUUGAGUUGCACAACUGCACGAGAGAUGUGGGAGAAACUUAAUGCAGUUUACGAUAUGAAAUCUGACGAAAAUUUAUCAAUUGUGCAAAAACAAUUUUUUGAUUUUAAGUGGGACUCUGGUGAAAGUGUUAGUCAUAACUUGGCAAAUGUUGAACAGCUGACGACUAAAAUGAAGAGUCUUGGUGGUGCAGUUUCGGGUUCCAUGAUAUUGACACGCAUAUUGUCAAUAUUACCUAAGAAAUUUAAUCACUUUCACAGUGCGUGGGAUUCCGUGGAAGAUAGGAAGAAAACUCUUGAAAAUUUGACGGCGCGAUUGAUGACUGAGGAAGUUAGAACUCAAGAACAGGAUAGCUCCGGGGACAUGGCUGUGGCAUUAUUGAUGAAACGAAGGUCGUCAAAUACAUCGUUUCCGAAAAAUAAUUAUAACCACAGACCGAAUCAAGAUGAGCGUCGAAAGAAUAGUUUUUCUGGAUGUUAUACGUGCGGCAAAGUAGACCACAUCCGAAAAGAUUGUAUUGGUUGCAACGUAUGUGGAUCAAAAGGACAUCUCAGCAGGAACUGUUUUAAGAAGAAUGGAAAUUUCCGCACACGAAGCAGCGGUGGUGUACAUACAGUGCAGCAGACUUCGACCUCGGCCUACAAGCAGGCUUUUGUAGGAAGCAGCAGCGAAUUCAAGGGCGAAGACUGUUGGAUUAUUGAUAAUAACAAUAACGCGUCAGCUAGGAAGCAAAAAUAA